This is a messenger RNA of Daldinia caldariorum, 2192 nucleotides long. RefSeq names its product FAS1 domain-containing protein. The transcript is spliced from 3 exons. The coding region runs from base 413 to 1921 and encodes 502 amino acids. The record is from RefSeq and is a predicted model, not a curated record. NCBI's taxonomy places the organism in Eukaryota, Fungi, Ascomycota, Sordariomycetes, Xylariales, Hypoxylaceae. Gene Ontology annotation, biological process: macroautophagy. Gene Ontology annotation, cellular component: fungal-type vacuole membrane.
AUUCAAGCCACCGCCUAAAAAAUAUAUCUAACCUAAACGACGUCUAAUCGGGAAACGGGAUCCUUAACUGACCGAUCCCCUUAACUCCGCAGCAAGGAUACGAAAGCUCUUGUCCUAGUCGGCCAGGCUUAGUACUGGCUGCCUGUCUGGACCCGAUAGACCUUUCGACGAGAACCAAUGAGAUUCAACCCGCAGAAACGCAAUACGUAAGGCGUCUUCCAGCCAGCAAUUAUGACGCCAACACAAGGAGAAAUCACCUUACGCCGCAAUACGAUGAUUGCGCAACCUCUGACGAGCGUCUUGAGGCGCCCUAGCUAAAAGCAGCCCUACCCCCAAUGGAGCAAGGUAAUUGGAUACAGUAGAUUCCGAACCUCCUAAUUGCCUCUCUAAGUAGAGCCAUUCGUCUCCCAAGAUGAGAUAUUCAACUGCUUUAUUGCCCCUCGUGGCUACGGCCGCCGCAUUCGUCAUCCCGGACGAAGCUGCUGCUCAGCAGCUCGUCCUCGACACUGAGCAGCAACAGCAGGCAGAGAAGCCCGUGUCGUCAGGGUGGGACCACGUCCACGGCCUUAAUGACUUCCUCUCGUCUGCGGAGAACACUUUCGAGACUGCGCUAGAUGUUCUAGAGGAGCAGGCUAGCAAGAUAAGCAGCUCGCUCCCCAAAGUGGGGUUUGAAGUUGGAUCCGAGAUUACCGACUUCCUCGCGCCGUCCGACUACUCCGUGUCUGGGCACGGACACGGCCACGGCCAUGGAGUUGCCACCAACCUAACAGUAUACCAGGCCAUUAAGACCUCGAACUACACCAAGAAGUUCGCAGCGCUGCUCGAUGACCACCCGGACUUAAUUGAGAAGCUUAACAGUACUUCGACCAACGUUACCGCCUUCGUCCCCUUAGAUCGCGCCUUCGAAAAGAUCCCCCACCAUGACAAGGACCACAAGCCGCCUAAGGAGUUUCUCGAGAAGCUGAUCAAGUACCACGUCGUGCCCGAUUUCUACCCCGCCGGCCGCGUGCUCGUCCACCAUACUAUCCCAACGGCUCUCGAGGAGGAGGCGUUGGGCGGACGACCUCAGCGGCUACGUGUUAGUGUCGGGCUCUUCGGCGUGAAGUUGAACUUCUACAGCAAGGUCGUCUACGCAAACCUACACACCACCAACGGCGUCAUCCACGGCGUCGACAGCAUCCUCGUGCCCCCACCGCCCGCCAAGGCCCUCAUCUCCCUCUUCCCGAGUAAAUUCUCGACCCUAGAACUCGCCGCCGAGAAGACGGGCCUUAAGCACCACGGUGACGACCACGAUCACGACGGCGAGGAGCACACGCUCACGGGCCUGACCGUCUUCGCCCCCACCAACACCGCCUUCCGCCGCCUCGGCCCCGCCGCCAACGCCUUCCUGUUCAACACCGACAAGGGCCUGCGCUACCUGCGCGCGCUGCUCGCGUACCACGUCGUGGCCAACGAGACCCUGUACUCGGACGCGUACUACGGGCCCGGCACAGCGGCUGCCGCCGCGUUCGCCGAGGCCGGUUUUGAAGGCAAGGAUGCGGGAGAUAGUAGUAGCGAGGAGGAGGAGGAGGAGGUAGGGACCAAGGGCGCCAGGCACUACCACCUGGACCUGCCGAGCCUGCUGGGCGACGCGCACCUCGCGGUGGACAUCACGCGGUGGUUCGGGUUCAUAACGAUCAAGGUGAACGGGCGGGUGGUGGUGUCGAUCCAGGACGCGCUGGCGCGGAACGGCGUGCUGCAGGUCGUGGACCACGUCCUGAUCCCGCCGCACAAUCGCCGCCACCACGGGGGUGCGUGGGAAGAGGGGGAAGGGGAGAUUAGCGUGGAGGAGCUGGUAGAGAGGUUGGAGCCGUUUGUUAAGAAGGGUGAUGAUGAAGGGAAGGGUGGAGAUGUUGCGGAUGAGGGGGUUGGUGAGUUGUAAAGUGGGAUGGGAUGAGAUGAGAUGAGAGGAAGGUGAAAGAUUGAGAUGAACCCGGGCCUUGGAAGGGAAAAUCCAGGUAGCAUUAUUCUCUCUGAUGAGUAUACGAAUGGGAAAGGGGGAAAGCAUGAUGGCUUGGUAGAAACACCACUCAGAAAAGUGUAUUAGAAUAGGACUGGCAGGCAAGCGUGUAUGAGGUAUGCAGCAUUACGCAAAACGAAAGCGACGUUCGUUAGAUCUAGGAUUCGCAUGAAUACAACGUAAAAUAAGCUUA